AUGUCACAAGAUUCCCAUAAUAUUAUAUUUACUUCCCACGGGAGAAAUAAGAAACGAAUGAAAUCUUCAUGGAGCUCGGAAGACGAAGAUACCGUUCAUCAAAAGGUGGAGGAAACAAGAGAAGAAAAAUAUGAACGUGUGCAACUUCUCCAAACACUUAUUACUCUACAAAAGCGUCCAGAUACACAGCGCGCAUUUGAAAUUCUCAAAGAGGAUAUAUCAAGGAAGCCACAUCUACUUCCAUUACGAACUGAUCACAAAGGAAACAAACAUGUUCAGUCAUUUGAACAAUUGAUGAAACAUGCAGAUGACUAUGAAUCGGAAUUUAGGCGUAUUUAUUCAGAAACCGCCAAACCAGACAAUCCAAAUUCCAAUAAAAAGUUUCGAGAGGCUGUAAAUUUAACUCCAGGAACUAUUUUCUGUGGACAGGAUAGUCCACUCCCAGUAUAUUAUAAUAGCUGGAAGCAAUUGACGACGCUCGAUGGUCAUAAUCAACCAACGUAUUGUGUGAUAUUUGAUAAGACAGGCAGAAGGGUUUUUACAGGAAGUGAUGAUUCAUUGAUCCGUGUAUGGUGCACAAGUACUGGAUCGUUGCUACGGGCAUUAUAUGGGCAUACAAAAGCAAUAGUGGACAUGUCUAUCAACUGUAAGAAUGACUUACUUGCUACGUCGUCAAAUGACAAAACGGUUGUCGUAUGGAGUCUUGACACAUAUACUGCAGUACAUCGGUUCGCGAUGGACGAAAUGGCGACAUCAAUCCUUUUUUCCCCGACUCCGAUUGCUGAGAAUCGCUACUUGAUCGCGACUUCGGACAACUGGCAUACGUGGGUGUGCAAAUAUGAUGAUAUUGACAAUAGUUUUGGGCCUACUUCUAAAAUAAAACCUGUGAAUGCAGUUGGGUCAAACAAUAGAAUGAAAUGCACAUCAUUCAACUAUACAGGCUCUAUGUUUGCAAUUUCUGGUACUGAUGGGCUUGUUCGCGUAUAUUCAACAAUCGGUGGUACUGCCUUGUAUGAUCAUAAUAAUAAAAAGGGCAAAAAAGCAAAAAAGCCUUUUGAUCUUGUCGAAAUAAUAAAACAAUCGUCUGAUCCUGAGGACUCUGAUGAUUCUGAUGAUGACCUGAUUGGCAAUAACGAUGAUGAUCUUUUUGCUGACAUGAAUAUGGAUAUGGCACGUAGUCUCCUUCUUGCAGGCGUAAAGUCAUUCAAUGGCCAAAGCACUACUCAAUUUGCUGAAAAGGAAUUUGUAGCACCGAUACAAAAUAGGCAAACAAUUUCGUCUUUAUCAAAACAUUACAAUGCUAUCCCAUCGAUGUCAAAACAGCCAGUUGCUACCACUGUACCAUCGUCGAGCGGUAACAUUUCUUUAGAGUCAACAUCACAUUCAAGCUUAAAGAACCUUCAAUCAAGCACGACAACGCAGUCUUCCGUCACAAUAGUUUCACAGUCUACAUCAAGUCCAAUUGUUCAAACGAGACAUGUAACACCAUCAAGAUCUAACAAUAAAACUUCGAGACCAUUACUAAUAUCUUCAUCAGGACCUAUGACACAAGUCGCCAGAUCACGAUCAAGAUACCAAAAUUCUAGGAACAAUGCUAGUGUAUCAGCUCCAGUUUCACCAGGUUAUAUCAGUUCAGCUGGAGAAGCCUCGGAUACUUUAUCUGUAAACAUCACCAAUCGACGAAUAAAUCGUAACAAUAAUCGUAGAACGAACGCAAGUGCACCGGCCUCACCGGGACGCAAUAUAACAUCAUCUCGAUCAAUAAAUUAUACAAAUAAUGUAAUAACGCCUGCUACUGCCCAAAAUGGCGAUGAUGACGAUCCAAAUUUAAUGAAUCUUGCGAAUUAUUUCGAUCCGGUUCAUAUUGCUGAUCUAGAUGGUCAUACUGCCAUUGUUAAUAGUCUUGAAUUUGCACAUCGCAGCAACAGGUUAUUAUCAGGGGCGGAAGAUGGUACUGCACGUGUUUGGGAAUAUAAUUAUGUAUUUAAACGGUGGACAUCAAUCAUUUUGGACGUUAGAGGAUCUAAUAAUAACACAAAGGUGACUUCUAUGCGUUGGAGUCUCGACGAUACUAAAGUGAUAAUUGGAAAUAAUUACGGCAUUAUUACAAUCUUUGAUAGCGAAAAUGGAGAAGUUAGAGUUAGAAUAAAUGCACACAAUGAUAAAAUCUUUGUACUAGAUAUUCAUCCACAUGAUUCUCGUGUGAUGAUGUCUGCAGGGUAUGAUGGCCGUAUUGUAAUGUGGGAUAUUACUAACGGCCGCUCUAUAAAGGUCUGGGAUCCGAGUAACUUGGAGUUUCUUGGUGACAAGUUUGAGGUUCUUGAUGGAAGAUUCCGUGAUGAUGGAGAAAUGUUUGCUGUAACUGACGGCAGGGGGAAGUGCCAUCUUAUCGGAAUCGAUCAGACGUGCAAUUAUGAUAAAUAUCGUAUCCGUGCAAAAAAUGGGCAGAGAUUCUUCGAAGAUUAUACGACAAGAUCCGUGGUAUUCUCCGAACAAGAAUGGACGUUUAUUGACAACGAUAGUGGUUUGCCCAUUGACCCAUCACAACAAACAGAAGUACUGAGCUUGGGUAGCGUUCCGUAUGAGCGGCAAGUUCCUAUUUCGUUAGCACAAGGCAGACGGUCACGUCUUUCAAGUAAGAGACUUAAACCAGAUAUUGAAAAUAAAAAGCAAAUUUUAAUUGAAGAAGUUAACAAAUUACAACAGGGUGCAAUAGUGAAGGUGGUUUUAAAUAAGAAAGAGGUAUCAUUGCGUCGUAAGAAAAUUCAAAUUCCAGAAGAGGAAGAGGAAGAUAAUUACAUGGACAUUGAUCCGUUAGCAAUCGAAGAACCUAUUAUUCCAUUACCUGAUGAUGAUAUUGACCCUGAUUACGAACCUGGCCAUACAGACAAUGAAAGGUCAGAUAGCGACAGUGAUGGAUCAUGCAAUUCAAUAGAAAUUGUAAACAAUAUAUCAAUGGACGAAUAUUAUGAAUCCAUUGGCGAAGGCAGCGAUUUUGAGCCUCGUAAGACAAGAAGCAAGAAGGCUCGUGCUAUGUCAACACGAAGGACGAAACGUGUACAUAAUGAUUCAGAUUAUGAAGAGUCUGUUGUAAGAUCAUCUCGGAAGUCUAGGCGUAAAAGGAGACGUGUUGAUUAUAAAGAUUAUUAUGAUAGUUCCUCUGAUGAACCUUCAACACCAUCGGAUGACAUAUACGAAGAUGAAUCUGCAGACAUCUCUGGCGCGGAUCCGACUUCACCGGAUGCGUUCAGGAAUCCUGAUGACCACGAUGACGUCGACGCUGCUAUUUUGGAAGCAGUUGGCGAUGUUGUUGAUAAUCGUCCAGAAUGGAUUAAAAGUGUUAAUCCCAAGUCAAUUUAUAUUCCUCAACGUGGUGAUAUUGUUGCUUACUUCUAUAAGGGCCAUCGAACAUUUGUUGAAAGAUCAGCAAUGGAGUUUGUUGAUUCUAAGCUCGUAAAGGAUCUAUCCAAGAAAUCAAAUAUUAAUGCACUUCCAUACAACCGCUAUCAACUUAACGAUAUUGAAUUUGUUGAAAUACGGGACGUUAAAUGGUCUUCUGGGCCUCCAUCAUACGCUACUGUUUCAUGCGUUAUACUGGAAUAUACACCGACUGAUGAUUCUCUGUACCCCAUGGAGCCGGGUUUUCAACAAACCAACAAAAAAAUAGAUAUAUCGUAUUUUGAUAUCGAGGGGGUUUGCGAAUUCCUUGUCUUGUAUAAGCGAUUCGUCAUUGGUGUUAACCAGAGUUUUGAAGUUGAUGAAAAGGUAGUAGUUCGUCUUGAUUCAACCGACUUCUCUGGCACUAUCGCCAAAAUUAAUCCGUUGGAUGAAAACUCUUGGUGUAAAUUUCCCACAUAUUUAGUUCAAUGGGAUGAAGAAGGCCAAGAUCCUUCAGACUUUUUCACGUGGGAAAUUAGGAAAAGUGGAGCACCAGAGGUUGAUUGUAGCCAAUUAACUGAAGACGAAAAGAGAGUAUUCGAUGAAGUAUUGACGGAGUUUAUCGAAAACGAAGAGUAUGUUCUUUUCCACGAACAUGUGGACUUUGCUCGAUACGCAGAUUACCUUGAUCAUGUUCCAUACCCUAUGUGUCUGGAUAUGAUGCUUCAACGUGUUCGUAACGGGUUUUACAGAUGCAAACAGGGUUUCAAGAGUGAUUUGGACCAGAUUGCGAUUAACGCUGUGGCUUACAACAAAAAAAAUUCAGCAAUCGCAAAAUUAGCGAGCCAGAUGGUCUCUGAAAUUGAG
Molecule: messenger RNA, 4245 nt
Organism: Cetraspora pellucida
Lineage: Eukaryota; Fungi; Glomeromycota; Glomeromycetes; Diversisporales; Gigasporaceae
Source: the annotation of a GenBank genome assembly